AUGGCCUCCUGGUUCAGCUGGAAUGAGCCUUACUACCGGAGCCCCCGGCGGGACCCGGCCGACGUGGUCACCGACACCCUGAUGCUGGAGUUCAGCUGGCAGCUGAAGGAGGCCGAGAGGCAGCAGAAGGAGAGGGAGAGCGAGUACCGGCGCCUGAAGACCGGGGUGGACUACAGCUGGCUGGCCAGCACGCCUCGCUCCUCCUACAGCAUCCCCACCGGCGAGAGGCUCAGCCUGGAGGACAUCUGCUCCAAGGUGCCGCCCUCCUGCUGCGGCCUGGUCAUUCUCAAGUUCAGGGAGGCCAUGCAGGCCAACGAGCCCGAGGUGCAGGAGGUGUCGGACCUGUUCCGCUCCGUCCUCCUCGAGGCUCUGGACCACCUGAAGGAGGAGCAGGAGGCGCAGCGGCUCGCCCGCCAGUGGAACAACAAACGGACCAUGAGCGUGUCCCUCGUGAACUUCAGGUCCCGGAUCAAGAUCAACCCCUUCGGCAGCACGGUGGGCCUGACCUCCUCCGCGGCCGAGGGCGCCGGGAUGAGCGAACUGAAGACGGUGUCCGAGGACGUGGAGAGGGGGACGGAGAAGGAGCAGCGGGCGUGGAGCAUGCCCGACUUCAGGUACAAAGGAGCCAGCAGCAACAAGGUGGUUUGA
Molecule: messenger RNA, 648 nt
Organism: Limanda limanda (common dab)
Lineage: Eukaryota; Metazoa; Chordata; Actinopteri; Pleuronectiformes; Pleuronectidae
Gene: rd3
Product: retinal degeneration 3, GUCY2D regulator
Exons: 2
Coding region: 1-648 (215 amino acids)
Source: RefSeq, a predicted model, not a curated record